AUGAAUAAGGAUAGGAUGAGAAGCCAGCAACGAAAACCCAAACAAGGUAUUCGAAUUGAAGAGAAGAAGUGGAUUCUUAAACCUUAUGAUGAAGAGAACCAAAGCCUUCCCCCGCAGCAACAACUAAAUAACAUAUCAGAAUUCAUUCAACCUUCUUUAGAAUCAGCUCGAAAGCAUCCAAAGUCUAAUAAUGGGUUUGAUCCAAAUCAUCACCCCCAUGUUAUGGAAGAAACAAGAUCCAAAGUUGCUUUUAAAAAAGAAAAGCAGGAGGAGAAAGUGCGAGAAAGUGAGAAAUCUAAAGAUAAAGUUGAUGAUAUUCGUAGCCGGUUAGAAGAUAUUAGACUGGUAGCCGAAGAACCCAAAUUGUCAGAAGAACAACUUAGAGUUAAUGAUAAGUUGCAGGAAGAGGAGAUACUAGCAAUGGAGGCUAUAUACCGUGAAAAUAUCAUUGUACUUGACAGAGAAGACGGGUUACGGGCUUUCCAGAUAAAUAUACAUAUCGAAGUUCCUGAUAAACUUGUAAUGUCUACUAAGAUUGGCUCAUUAUGUGGAGAAGCCGAAUCUGCUGGAGUGGGCAGUGAAGCAAAGGCCAUAGCUGAUAAUCCAAACCGAUUCUUUUACUCCUUCAAAGUUCAGUGUCUUCCCCCAAUCGUAUUAACAUGUUUACUACCCAAGGCAUACCCUAGCCAUUCUGCUCCUUUUUUUACCAUCUCUGUUCUAUGGAUGAAUGUUACGAGAAUAUCUAGCUUGUGUCAAAUGUUGGAUACGAUUUGGACGGAACAAUCAGGGCAGGAAAUUGUUUAUCCAUGGGUGGAUUGGCUUCAAAAUUCAUCUCUCUCCUACUUAGAGUUUGAUAAUAUAAUACCGCUUGAUUCAUUUGAAAAGGCAGAUAAUGCUGGAGAUAGACGUGCUGUUUCAGAAAGUGUCUCUCCAGAAGUUGAUAUACCUUCAAUAUUGAACUAUAAUGAUGACAAAUGCAAUGAGAUAUUCUGCCAAAACCUACAUCAAUGCUGCAUUUGUCUAAGUGAAUAUGCAGGCACCAAGUUUGUAAGAUUGCCAUGUAAGCAUUUCUUUUGUCGCAAUUGCAUGGAGACAUAUUCAACCAUGCAUGCAAAGGAAAGUGUGGCAAUACUAUGUCCACAAGUAAAAUGUGGGGAACUAGUUCCACCUGGUCUGGUUAGAAGCUUGAUUGGGGAUGAAAAAUUUGAACACUGGGAGUCAAAAUUGUUUCAUGUGACACUUGAUUCAAUGUCUGAUUUAGUCUAUUGCCCUAGGUGUGAAAUGGCUUGUUUAGAGGACGAUGACCACCUCGCCCAGUGUCCCAGGUGCUUCUUUUCCUCCUGUUGUCUUUGUAGAGAUCGAUUUCAUGUUGGAGUUCAAUGUACGACACCAGAAGAGAAGCUUAAGUUUUUGCAGAUAGGCAAUCGUCAGCAUUUUACUAAACUAAUGGCUCAGCAAAAGCAGAAAGAGCUGGACAUGAUAAAUCAGCUUCGUAGUAUGGAGGAAAUAAUGCGUAUAUCUAAGCAAUGUCCUAAUUGCAUGAUGGCAAUCUCUCGAACUGAAGGUUGUAACCACAUGCAUUGCUCAAAUUGUGAGCACGACUUCUGUUAUAAAUGUGGGGAGGAAUAUGACAUGGGUAAAUAUAGCUGCAAAAAUUGUGUCCUUUUCGAUGAGGAGACCAUUCGUCGGUGGGAAGCUGAGAUGACACCACGACAGACAGGACUAUUGCGUCAGGAGCGGCAGAUACUAAAUGAGGUACGAGCUGAGGAUCCAGCAAACCAUCCUAGCUCAUGUCCAAUUUGCCGACAAAUGAAUACAAAGGUAGAGAAUAACAACCACAUAUUCUGCUGGUCUUGCGAAAAGCAUUAUUGCUACUUGUGCCGAAAGAUUGUCAAACGAGGCUCCCAACACUACGGACCCAAGGGUUGCAAACAACACUCAGCUGGAUGA
Papaver somniferum (opium poppy) is the source of this 1950-nucleotide messenger RNA. Its product is annotated as E3 ubiquitin-protein ligase RNF14-like. Gene Ontology annotation, cellular component: cytoplasm; ubiquitin ligase complex. Gene Ontology annotation, molecular function: zinc ion binding; ubiquitin protein ligase activity; ubiquitin conjugating enzyme binding. NCBI's taxonomy places the organism in Eukaryota, Viridiplantae, Streptophyta, Magnoliopsida, Ranunculales, Papaveraceae. Gene Ontology annotation, biological process: positive regulation of proteasomal ubiquitin-dependent protein catabolic process; ubiquitin-dependent protein catabolic process; protein polyubiquitination. The coding region runs from base 1 to 1950 and encodes 649 amino acids. The transcript has 6 exons. The record is from RefSeq and is a predicted model, not a curated record.